AUGACAUUAGUUUUAAAGGUAAAUUGUCGGGCCUGUAAUCGAGAAUGCGGCGAUUACAAACACCUGAUGGAUGAGACGCUAAUCGAUGAGGAGGCCACAACGCUGGCUGCCCUACUCAACUAUUGCACCACAUUGGAUUGUUUUGAUGGCAAUGAAGACUUCUCCCUGCCCGAACACAUUUGCAAUAGCUGUGUGGAACAUUUGCUACAAGCGUACCUGUUCAAAGAAAUGGUUCUACAAAAUGAUCGUGAUUUGAGGGAACGUAUCAAACGGGAAAUGGAAGAGGCACAAUCGAAUCUGGAAAUAGAUCAGGUAAUACACGAAGGUGAUGAUGCUGGCAGUGAGGUGGCCAGUGAAUUGAAACAAUGUGAUGAUUAUGUGGAACAGGAAAUUGAUGUUGGCGAGGCGGAAGAGGAAAAUUUAAAGGGUUUUCCGCCAGAGGAGAAAGUUGUGGAAAAACCAAAAUCAGUGAAAAAGGUUGAAAAGCAUUCAGUGGUGGUGGCUGAGAAAAAGAAGCCAGAGAAGAAAAAGGAAAGCGUGGAGAAAAUGGAAGUGGUAGAAGAGUCUAAGGUGGAAGAAACGGAAGAGGAUAUUUUGGAAUAUGAAAUGGUAGAAUGGUUGGAAAUAGAUGAAGAGAAUUCCACAGUUACGGAUGAGCGGCCGGAAUCAUCACAACAAGAUGUCGAUGAACAGCAUUUUAUUAAAAUCGAAGCCAACGGCGGUGAGGGUAGUGAAUAUAUAACACCGGAGGAUGAGGAAGAACACUUUGAAAGUGCCGACUCCAUAGAUGACAGUAAGGAUUAUGAUGAAAAGGAGAAUGGUAUUAAUCAACAAUCGGAAAAAGAAACAGAAGAAGAUGAGGUGAAAAAGGUGCCAAGAAAGAAAUUUGUUAAGACUGGCGGUUUGACCGAGGAAGACCUAAAAUGUCAGUAUUGUGGCAAACAAUUCGAUAAAAUGUGUCGUCUGCGAGAACACACCUAUGUCCAUACGGGAGAAAAACCGCACGUAUGUCAAAUAUGCGGCAAACGGUCGCGUACCAAGACCCAUUACAACGUUCACAUGUUGACCCAUAGUGAGGAGAAAAAAUAUCGAUGUGAUAUCUGUGGACAACAUUAUCGUACCUCGACCAGUCUACGAGUACAUGAACGUAAACAUUCUGACAUACGACCAUAUGCCUGCCCGAUUUGUGAUAAAUCCUUCCAUACUGCAGAACAAAAGAAACUACACGUUAUGAUACAUACAGGAGAAAGGCCGUAUAAAUGUGAUAUCUGCGACAAGGCCUAUCGAGAAAGUCAUUCCCUGAAACAGCACAUACUGACACAUGGUGACAAGAAACCCUACCAGUGUGAUGUAUGUGGUAAGGGUCUAACCCAAAUGUCCGGUUAUAGACGACACAUGCUGCUGCACACCAAUGAAUAUCCCUACAGUUGUGAUAUCUGUGGUCGGCCGUUUAGAAUCUCUAGUAAUUUAGUGGCCCACAAACGUCUUCAUUUUGAUACGCUACCCUAUCAAUGUACAGUCUGUUCAAAGGGUUUCAAUAAUUCAACAAGGCUAAAGAAACAUAUGCUACAACAUGAAAAGGAAUCGACCAAAGAAUCGUUUAAGCCACGUAAACCACGUCAGGAUCCCAUAGUUGUCGAUACGAAAAUGUGUAAAUCAAGAGUUGUGGAGAUUAUUUAAU
Molecule: messenger RNA, 1681 nt
Organism: Musca vetustissima
Lineage: Eukaryota; Metazoa; Arthropoda; Insecta; Diptera; Muscidae
Product: zinc finger protein 391-like
Exons: 2
Coding region: 1-1680 (559 amino acids)
Biological process (GO): regulation of transcription by RNA polymerase II
Cellular component (GO): nucleus
Molecular function (GO): DNA-binding transcription factor activity, RNA polymerase II-specific; RNA polymerase II cis-regulatory region sequence-specific DNA binding; zinc ion binding
Source: RefSeq, a predicted model, not a curated record